AUGAAAACAUUCUCAGGUAGUGAUCCCGGUGAUGGAGACGCAGUUUUGAUGUGCCUUCUCCUUUGUGCUUCAUACAAAAUAAAUCUAGAAGAAAAACACUGGAUAGAGAAGUAUAAUGCUGUUGCUGAAGUUUUUAAAUUCAAGAAGAUUAAGAAGCCGUCCAAUCUUAGCAGCCUAAAGAAGCACAAACCAAUACUCAAACAGGAUAGUGUGAAUGUUGAAUUUUCCUGCGAAUUCUUUAGAGACACCAGCUUUCUUAGAUUUGCCAAAGAUAGAGCAUUUGUGAGUAUGUUUCUGGAUUGGGCAGAAAAAAAAAGCAUUGCAAAAUACUGCAGAUCAUCAAAUUAUCUGAGAAAAGAGAUUGAGGAAGAAGUUUGCUGUUGGUUAUUGCCAAAUCAAACAGAGCAGCUGAUAGAAAAACUUGGAGAAGACAUGUUCACACAUACAACGAUGAUGGACCAAUCAAUACAUGAAUUAGUGUAUACCAAGCUCGGCAUACCAGUACAGGUUAUAAUGAGAGGAGAUGAUUCUGUGAGGAAUUUCUUGGACAAUCUGAAGAAGGGAGAGACGACCAUGUACCACGCCUCUGGGAUGAUCAUUGGCUGUGCUGGUAGUGGGAAGUCAACCUUGCUUGAAAGACUGAAAGGCAUCGAACUGAAAGAAAUUCUGGAGAGUUCAAAGUCAACCAGGGGAAUUGAUGUCCAGGCUGACAUAUUUGAUGUAACUGGAAAAACAAUCAAGGUUAAUUCAUCAAGCCAGAAACAACGUUUUAAAGUUAAAAUUGAUGAAUCAAGCCAACAAAAGAGUAUUCAGAACAAACCUGCAGAAAUGUCUGGUGACAUGAAAAAGUUGGACAUUGAAGAGAAUGUAUAUCAGGAGGAUAUAGGCAGUAGAACAAGCGAUAAAGAAUCAGUCAGUGAUGAAGAAAUGUCACAUGAGAGCUUGAAUACAGAAUCUGAAUCACGUAAAGGGAAUGAAGCUGCUGCCUUUCUGGAAAAAGAGGAGGACGUAGUUGAGGACAGCAGACAAAAUGUUCCUGAGAAAAUUGAAAUAUCAGGAAUUAUACGAGUUUCCAAAAAUGUAUCGGGUGCUCCAGAGAAAAAAAUUACCAUGGUAGACUUUGCGGGACAGUGUUCAUAUUAUGCCUCACAUCAGAUUUUUCUGAGUCCCCGGGCAUUCUUCAUUUUAGUGCUUAAUAUGGAAAAGAAAUUACUUGAAAAGGUUGGAAAAGAAGUCUGUAGCCAGGAUGGUUCCAUUUACGAAGGAUGGACACACAAAGACUAUCUAACAUUCUGGAUCAAGUCCAUUCAUCAAUACAGCAGUGAAAAGGCUCCUGUUAUACUGGUGGGCACGCAUGCUGAACAAAAGACAAAGGAGGAAAAAGAAAAGUUUUUCCGUGAUAUAUGGACGAUCUUGGAAACAAAUGAUGCUUCUCUGCAAAGGCAUAUUGACAGGAAAAGGAUGUUUGCUGUUGGAUUCCAUGAAAAUGAAUGCAUUGAAAAAAUCAAGCUGUCAGUUGUUGAUGUUGUCCGAAAUCUUGAUCACUGGGGUGAAAAACUUCCGCAUUCCUGGGCUAUGUUUGAAAACUUCUUCCAAGAAAAGAAGAACCUUAAAGUAAUCAAUAAAGAGACACUUUUGACUUUCAAUGAAGCAUUGCCACAGGAACUGAAAUUGGAAACGAUCGACGAUAUUAACACCAUGCUGCACUUUUUCCAUGACACCAGAGGAAUUUUACACUUUAACCAAGAAUGUCUGAGAGGAAUCAUAAUUCUUGAUGUUCAAUGGUUUGCAGAUGCAUUCAAAAAUGUCAUUACCGAUAAAAACCAUGCAGCAGAGGAUUUAUUUGAGCUUGCCUCACAAUGGGACAAAUUUAAUGAAACUGGAGAACUGAGUGAUACACUGUUGUCUGCGAUAUGGAAAAUGAACAACAAUGGGUACCUUGAGCACAAGGAUGAAAUCAUGCCCUACAUAGAGAAGCUUGGUCUUCUGGCUAAAUUGGAUGACAAAAGAUGGUAUGUUCCAUGUAUGAACAAAAGACCGUUUUCUGUUCACAGGUUUUCUGCAUACCCUGCCUCCUCCAUUCUCUGUUUUCUGUUUGAUGCUCUUCCAGUGGGUAUUUUCCAGCGCCUUAUAGCGAGAUGCAUGGAAUUCCCUUGGGCUCUUGUCAAAGAAAUUAAAGAUCGGAAAGAACAUCCACUUAUUUACCAGACUGCAGCUGUUUUCCUGUUCGAGGACGAUCAUAACAUUUUGCUUGGAAUGACCUCGACGGAGAUCCAGUUGCAGGUGUUUGUAAGCGAGGGAGACGUGCAUAUAUCGACAUGUUUCCAGAUAAGAGAAAAAAUCGAGGGUGAAUUGUUUACUCUUUCCAGUACUUUCCAAAGAAAUUUGAAAUUUCACACUACCUUCAAAUGCAAACCUGAAGGGUUCUGUGAUAACAACAGAAGUCUGGUGAUAUACGAAUCGGACCUCAGAGGGACGACUUUUCAGUGUCCUUCAUGUCCAGAACAGAAAAAGCAUAUUGUUUGCACAAAAGAUAUCACCAAAUACUGGAUACAG
Molecule: messenger RNA, 2556 nt
Organism: Saccostrea cuccullata (small rock oyster)
Lineage: Eukaryota; Metazoa; Mollusca; Bivalvia; Ostreida; Ostreidae
Exons: 6
Source: RefSeq, a predicted model, not a curated record